AUGCCUCGCCCCAAAAGAAAAGCGGUCCCACCAAUUACUUCCACUGACGUUGAUUCUUCUCUUCGUACUGUUUCAGUGUGCCAGUUGCUGAAAACAAUAUUGGAUUAUUUGCCUUCAUGUUUCUUACGGUUAAUUAAGAGGGAGAGGGUGUUGGUGGUGUUAGAACCAAAGAAAUCAACCACAAAGCAAUUUGAUCGAAUAGAUAACCUAUUUGAAUCAUAUGCAAAUAAGUCACUGGGUUUGAUUGACCCAGACGGGAUUGUGGCACUUUGUAAAGACGUGCAUGUGGAUCAUACAGAUGUUAGAAUGCUGAUACUUGCUUGGAAAUUGAAAGCUGAAAAACAAGGUUAUUUUUCCAAGGAUGAGUGGCGAAAAGGGCUCAAAUGUUUAGAGGCGGACACACUCCCAAAGUUAAGAAAGGCUAUUGGUGGACUGAAGAAAGAGGUGAUGAUACCAGAGUGCUUUGAGGAUUUUUAUUCCUAUGCAUUUCAAUACUGCCUAACAGAAGAUAAGCAAAGGAGUGUAGAUAUCGAGACCAUAUGUGAGCUGUUGAAUGUCGUUCUGGGAUCUGAAUUCCCCAAUCAAGUCAAUUUAUUAACUGAGUAUCUAAAGGUCCAAAGUGACUACAGGGCACUAAACAUAGAUCAUUGGAGAAACUUUUAUCGGUUUUUUAAGGAGGUAAGCUUUACGGAUCUUCGAAGUUAUGACUCCAGUCAAGCAUGGCCCGUGAUCCUCGACAAUUUUGUUGAAUGGUUAAAAGAAAAAGGAGAGAAAAUAUAG
Sphenostylis stenocarpa is the source of this 780-nucleotide messenger RNA. The record is from the annotation of a GenBank genome assembly. NCBI's taxonomy places the organism in Eukaryota, Viridiplantae, Streptophyta, Magnoliopsida, Fabales, Fabaceae.